Caenorhabditis sp. 36 PRJEB53466 is the source of this 27907-nucleotide messenger RNA. The record is from the annotation of a GenBank genome assembly. NCBI's taxonomy places the organism in Eukaryota, Metazoa, Nematoda, Chromadorea, Rhabditida, Rhabditidae.
AUGGAUGUGCCUCGACUUUUCAAAGCCGCUACACCGGAUCUAGUGGCGCGCAAGGUUUUUCGCAUCAAAACGGUCAGACGCGACGGCGAAAAUGAUGGUAAGACACGAGAAAAAGAAAGAGGUCUUGUUUUUACGUCGUAUUCCUUCCGUUAGCUUCACACCUGAUUGGACAUGGGUAUGAGAGGAGGACCCCCUCCCCCCGCGACUAAUAAUUAUUAUUGUAUGGUGGUCGUGGGCAUCGAUGACGCUUACCGGAAAGAAAUUGGGCGGAAAUAGUGUGCGGAGGGGUGGAGAAUCGUCCAAUCUACGGAUCACUGUAGCAAAUAAGCGUGAUAUUGUGGCACCUGGUGAGCUUCUGAGCUUUUGAGCCGUUUCUCGGCGUCUUCGUGUCUCGGCCGAUAGUUCCGGUGUUUCGGAGGGCCUAACUAGUCUAUUGUGUCGAAUUCUUCCGGUUUUCUAGCCUCUCGUCAUCUUGCUCAUCUUUCAUUUGAUCAAAAUUCGUAAAAGUUGCUAAAACGCUAAUUUUAUCGAUCUGAGUGUGAAAAUAUUGCGAAAUUCUGUUAACAAACACUGAAAUGUAUUAUUUUCCACUUAAUUUCCAUGAAAUUCUUGUUAAAAUUGGCUGGAAAAGGUGUAAAUAAGCUCGAAAUUCAAAUUGUUCAAACUCAGAUUACUGUAGAAUAAGCUCGGUGUUUUGUACGCAAUCCGACGGUGUUUUACGUACUUUUGAACUUUUCUACGCGCCAAGCAGCGAAUUUUGAUAUUUUCGCUCAAAAACCGGGCGAAAAACGUGAAAGCGUAUUCAAAUCAAUGUUUGCCGACCUCUUCCGACCCUAUUUUACUAUUCUAUUCAUAGAGAAACCCGUGUUCUCACCUUUUUCCCAUAAAAACUCGACUUUGCGCUUUUUACGCUUUCCGGCCUCAGUUCGAAUCAAUUAAUCGUGUCUGUGUGCGGCCGGAUCGGUGAAUCAUCGGUCUGGACGCUCCGCCGACUCGCCGAGCACAUUUUACAACGUUUUGGCCUCGCAGCCCUCGGAAGACGCAUGAUUUUCCGCCGAGUUUGUCGUCUCCGUUCAAAUUUCACUCUGUCCCCUGUUUUUGCUCUGAAAGUGCUAAAAAUAAAAUGCAUUGUAUGCGAAACACUCAUUUCACCCAAAAACUGCUCGUAAAUCGAGUUUCUCACACUUUUUCUGUAAAAUUUCCAUUUCUCCACAAACAUCACCUAAAAAAUGAGAUUUUCCUAACUUUUUUUUUGCUUUUUUUCCCAUGCCGUAUCAAAUUAACGUCAUUUUCGUCUUCGGAGGCCAAUCGCGCCGAGAAAUGAUGAGAAAAUCGGAGGAAAAUGGUAAUAAUCGUUUCCUCCGUCGGCGGCCCACAAAAAAGCGCCCAUUUCUUGGUUUUUCCGUUGGAUAAAAAAGUACUUUUUUCUUUGGCGCUAAAUUUGAAAUUUAAGCACACAUUUCGUGAUUAGCCUAAAAUCAUCUAAAAAUCACUUCCCCUUGAAAAUCACUCCGCCAUAAUCCUCUAUUUCUCACUCAAUUUCUCGUUGUGCGUCUCUCCAAUUCGUCCACUAUUUGCUCGUAAUUUCCGUGUCCAGAAGCAACAGAUGGAUGGUCGAAAAGCCAAAGGGCAUAUUAGGAAUCGGGAGAGGAAACGGGAGGAGAAUGCGAGAAGAUAUCCGGAUGGUAAUUAUUCGAGCACGAUAUCCGAUCCAAAUGUUUACUGAACGAAUCUGAAUUAUUAUAUUAUUAGCAAUGCGCUUCCUCUUCUUCUUUCUCUGAUUUUCCUUCAGAAUUCUAGACUUGCGUGACUUUUUUUUGAUAGAGAGCAAAUGUGACAAGUUUCUUGCUGAGCACAGCUUUUUACUGCGGUAUUUCUCUUGCGUGGUGGAGCUUGUGGACCACAGUUCUCAUCCGUAACCGUCAAGCUCCGCCCCCUUCGCGCCUCGCUAAUCUGACGAUUUGGCUGAAAAAUCGCUGAUAAAAGUGGCAGUAAGUCUUUUUCGACAAAAACUAAUGGAAAAACAACAUUCAUUUUUCAUCCAAAUGGGCAAAUUCAAAGACCGGAGGUGUUUGGCGUUUAGAAAAAUACCGAAUAAACUAUCGAUUUCUCAUAUUGCUUCCAAAUCCUUUUGGCAAAAAACUGAAAACUACCUAUGAAAAGACGUUCCAAGUGACACAAAAAACGAGAAAAACAGUCGAGGACCACAUGUUCCGCGGUGCGCGCGUAGGUCAAGAACGGGUCUCGCAGCGAUUCGACAAAACAAAGUGAAUAAAUGCGAUGCGCCUUUAAAGUGAGUGCGCGCGAGUCGUUUGCCUUUGGGAAGGCAGAGGGCCGAGGAGAAAAAAAAGAGGAUGGUCCCGGGGAGAGAUUGGCCAACGAGUGGGUUGGAGACAGCCGGCGGUGCGGUUUUCGUGACCGGGCCAGGGACCGUUCAAGAGUUUCACACCUGUCACAGAGAUCAGAGGGGUUUACGAGGGUGUGAUGGACACAUCCUUCUUUUUUUCUUUCCCCCAACCACUGUCUUCCAAAAUGCCACGAACGCUGCAACGCAAUGAACGGAGCGUCGUUUCCGUUCAUUCCGACGCACUCUUUUUUGCCGUUCUUUUUUAUUUUCACGACAUCCAAUGCUUUUGCAAAUUUUUCAACAAUCGAUUGUGCUCAAAUUAUCGCUCUGAAAUUCGAUUUUAGCACGAAUUUCGCUGUGUUUUCCGUCCGAAUCCGACAAAAAGUGUUGAAUACAAGCGCCAGUAACUCUUUUUUGUAGAAAACGGAUGAAAAAUCGAGUGAAAUUAGCGUAAAAAGGCGCAUUGAAAUGUCGAAACUUUUGGGUCGAAUCGCUGCGAGACCCGUUUUUGACCUACGCGCGCGCCGCGAAGCAUGCUGUUCUCGUUUGUUUUCUCUUUUUUUACUUGAAGAGAUCGCAACGUUUUGUCAAGGGCAGUUUUACAUUUUUUGCCGUCACUUUCGACAUCCCUCUCUUUAUUCGAUUUGCAAUCAAUGAUGACGUAGUGGGAGGCUGAUAAAUUUAUCGCAAUCAUCAAAAAGUUACAACUCUGCGCCAUUUUGCUCAAAAACAGCUGUUCUCCUCCGGGCCCGUCCGUCCGGCCGUUUCUCCCUUUCCUUCGGCUCUCUCCGAUCCGCACGCUCUCUCCCUCUCUUCCCGUCGAAAAUUUCCGUUUUUCUACGCGUUUCCACUGUUUUCUAUCGUAUUUUUCAGCUCAAAAGCCCGAAGCGGAGAAGCCGAUCGAGCUGACGGUCCCCACGUCUUCUCGGGCAUUAAAUGCGUCUUUGGAAGUGAACGAGACGUCCGUCGACACGUCAUCCACCGAUACCGGCACUUCCAGGUAAUUGCGAAAUUGUAGGAAUUUUCUGCGAUUUUCCCGAGAAAAAUUGAGAAAUUUCGUGAUUUUAAACAUUUUCCAGAAUGGAAGGAGGUGUCGGCCCAAAAGUGCCGGUGCUGGCCGUCGGCACAUACCAUCGGAAGGAGGCGGCUCCGAUUUUGGCGGCCGCCGCCCGUCUCGAUCUUCCCGCCACGUCAUCCGGUGCCACCGCCACGACGGGAACUAUUGCCAAGGAAAAGGGCAAUAAAGGUUAUUUUUUGCCGUUUUUGAAGGAGGCCUGUCGCUAAAAAAAGUGUGAGAUAUUUAUACCAUCGGAUAGAGCGUAAGAAAGUCAUUGUUCCCAAAAAUCACUUUAAGGGCCACAUUUGAGGCCCUCAACGUACUUUGCUUUGCUUUUUUCGCUGCUCGCAUGGGUCUAUGAAGAUCCAACGGACCAUGUUAGCAGCCAACGCGAAGCGAAGCACGUUGAGGCCUCAAAUGUGGCCCUAAAAGUGAAUUUUGGAAAAAAUUAUGUACUGGACACAUGUGUAACUUUCCUACGCUUUAUCUGAAGGUAUAAAUAUCUCACAUACUAAAUUUUUAGCGAUAGGCCUCCAUUAACGAAGAAUACUGACAAUUGCAUUGUUUUUUCGUAUGGUUCGGCUCUGAGAUUUGGCUGCUCUUUCUCCAUUGCUUGACCGAUCUAAUCCUAUGAAAUUACAUUGAUGUCUGUGAAAAUUGGCUAGAAAUGAUGAAAUAUCGGCAUUUUCUCAACCGUUCAGUUCUGCCCCGCCCCAGUUUUAGUACCUCUCAAGUUUAGUGCAGUUUAUGAACACUUUGAGCGCAUUCUUUUGCUAUUAAUUGAAAGCACGCAAAAUCGUACUUUGAAAUGAUGUAUCGACACGUUUUGAUGAAGAAUUUGCUUCGAAAUUUCAAGGGUAAGUCGAAAUGUUGCAGACCUGGUGAUUUUCCGAAUUUUCAGCUCUGAAUAGUGUCUUCUAAUCAAGGCUGUCAGAAACCGGGCGGACGUGCACUGUGAGCUCGGCAUCCAGCCUAAGCAAAAUGUGGCGGCCGGCCGCCUGACAGCCUUGCUUACAAUGAAACAUUCGAAAUUUUGGAAGCUAUAUAACGGAAGCUUUACAAUCUCUUCUCGCCUUUUCCGUCCUUUGACAAGAAACGGCGGUCCAUCUGUUUGUUUUGGGCCACAAAAGUGUGACCAAUUACGGUUUACAGGUGCCGUCCGUCGGCCCAAUUGAAUGGAAGAAGGUGCCGCCCGUGUAUUCCGUGGCCACCGGAAGACCGUUCUAUUGUGAUUGUGUGUGAACGGAGGGGAAAAGAAACGGGCAAGCGUCCCAUUGUCCGUUUCCGAUUGGCUUUUUAGCUUUUCGAGAAUUUUCGACUUUUUAAUGGGAAAACACUGAGAACGCGCACAUUUUACUUGAUUUUCGCACAAUUUCGCUCUAAAAUACUUUGGAGAUCGGUCCGUGCCCGAGCAGUUAGUACCGAUUUAAUUGACUUUAGCGUUGACAAUAGAUAAUUCGUUUGUUUAUCGCUCCUCAAAAUGCGCUAAACCGUCCAAAAUAAGCGUGGGCGGAUCUUUUGGCCACGUCCUUGACUCUUUUCCCCUCCACUCACACACACACACACAAAGCUAUCAAAAGGGCAUCGGUGUUCGGAAUCUAGCCUUUUGACGGACACGCGGUAGAGAUAUCCUAAUUAUCCGCCGCCCACCGUCAUUCGCGGAUAACUCUUGAACGAUGAAAUAUCCGAAAAAUCACAGUUUUCAAGUCUUGUUAGGCAUAAAAGUUGUGGUUUUUAGUAUUCCAUAAGGCGCUUUCAUAUUCAUCUCUCUCUCUCUCUCUUCUUUUCGAAUUCACUUCACGCUCCAUUUGACCACACACCUUUUGGCUGCUGUUUGACACGAAGACCCAUCCGCUCUUUUUUUCGGUCGUUUCCGUGUCAUCACACCUUCUAUCGACAACAACAGUAGUAGUGGGCUUGGAGGUCUUUUUCGAAUUCUUAUUCGCAUUCCAUUUUGUGUGAACUUUUGGGGCGUUUUCUGAAAGGACACUGUAUCUUAAUGCGUUCUGAAAUAUCUGUGGUAGUUCUGAGGCUACGAUGGGUUAUGCUAUCAUGAAAACCUUUUUUGUAUAGUUCUACAAUAGUUUUCCUGUAAAAGGAGAGUUUGAAAAAGUUGUAUCAAAAGUACAGUAAUCCUUUAUUCUUUCGUCCCAGCCGCAAGUACAAGUACACAAGUACAAGUUGGUUGUAAAUCGGUAUCCAAUUACAUUCCGAUGCCGUCGGCCGCCCGUGUCCGUUCGGUUUUUGCCGCCAAAGCCUUUCCACUUUUCGAUCAGGUCGUUUUCCGGCAAUUGGUCAGGCUUUGACGGUGUUCGGAAGGACGUGGAUUCGGUUUUGAGCGCACCCACCUUUUUAGGAUCUUUCAGAUUGAAGUUUAGUUGAAGAAUACCACAUUUUCCCGGAAAAUUUCAAAGUUUCACUGCAAAAAGUAGUUUUUCACCCAUUUUACGCGCUGAAGUCUCACAAUCGCUCAGAAAUUCACAAUAAUCGUAGUACAACCCAUUCUCAUCAUCUUCUUCUUCCUCUUCUUCUCCGUCUUCGCCAACAAUGCAAAAAUGUUCAAUUUUGUGAGCCUCCCCCCCCUUCCCGCUUUUCAUUUUCAAUUUGCACCCGGGCGGUCCGAAUGGGUUGUUGCAUGUGUCUGUUUGUUCGGCCCACUUUUAUGACUUUUUAAUUGAAAAGUAUCGCUGAGAGAAGGAGAGAGAGAGAGAUAGAAACGGGGGAGGCGUUGAUGAGUUUGAGUGUGUGAGAAUCGAGCUUUUCGGAUAUUUUUGGGGUUGGGUGGAUUUUUGAAAAAAUAGGUGACUUUCACGUUUCCAUGCGAAUUUAGGCAUAAGACGACGUUCAAAACUCUGAAAUUUUCCAUACAUUUCUCAAAGUGCCUAAAGAGGUAUUAAAAAGCUCCGUACCGCUAGCAAAAAUUGUGUAUUCUCCACUUCUCUCGAUACUUUUUACCAAUGUGAUUCAUCAACCCUUUAGGUACUGACACAAAAAAACAGAUCCUCCCUUCCUUCCAAUGUUUUCCGUCAUGACUCAAUGGGAAAGUUGACUCCCCCACUCCUGUUUGGAUUAGACGAGAAGAGAGGGGGCGAAUGUUGUUGGAGAAGUGAGAAAAGUGCCAGAUGUGCGCAGGGUGCCACGGUUUCUCUUCUUUGAACAGGUGUCAGUUUGGUGGAUGCCAAGAAGUGGAUCAGGACGCCAGUUUUUCGAAAUUUUUACUGAGUUUUCGCGAUUUGUAGUGAUGUUCGGGGCUAACUCCCGCAUUUUCUGUAAAUUUCGAUACUUUCUCUCUGUUUUCGGUAUAUGUUGAGUGUUCUCCCAAGAUUUUGCAGAUUUUUGACGAUUUUCGUGGUUAGCGGCUACUUUUGCGCAUUUUUUACUUGUUCAUCACCAAAACCAUCGAAUAAAUCAACCUGAUCGGAGACGAACAAAAAAAAAACCUGGGGCCGGAUAAUUGUGCGUUCCGACGGCUGCUGGUCACCCGUUCGAUUGGCCACCAAGUUGCGCAAUCACCGAAAAAGUGGUGGGAAGUGGUGGUGGCGGAGACCGUUUGCCCGUCGGCCGUCUCUCUCCCUAUCACCCACUCUCCGCCAAGUUUGCUUAUCGCUUACGGAGAGGAAGAACGGCUAAAAGGGACCAUCCUUCUCUCUCUCUCUCUCUCUCUAUCUCUCUCUCUCUCUCUCUCUCUCUCUCUCUCUCUCUCUCUCUCUCUCUCUGUCUCUGUCUCUGUCUCCCGCACCAGAAAGAGGUCAUUUGGCAACUCGUGUCACUCUUGAUCACUUCAUUUUGUUAUUCCACAAUAAUUGAUGGUUCUCCCUGUUAUUUUAAAAGUUUUCUGAGAACCCUAGUCAAUUCUGACCAAAACCCCUAUUACCACGUCCAAAUUGCGACGAAUUCACACUUUUUCCAUGUUUAUCCCAAUUUUGCUCCAAAAUUUGUACAAAUCCCGCAUUUUCCCCUCCCAAUUUUCUCAAUUUUCACUUUAUUCCCCGUGCCGUGCCUAAAAUAUGUGCGAAAAAGUGAAAACCGCCGAGAAAAGGGAUGUUUCGCUCGCAAUCUUCUUCUCCGCCGCCACCGCCGUCCAUUUUCUCAGCUUCUCUCCGUUUUCUAGGUGCGCACGGUGCCAAAAUGAUGAUAUUACGCAACUUUUUGGGACCGCCGCCCUUCCUGUUUCGCUUUUAUGCGAUUUUGUCAAAAAGUAGGCAUUUAGGAGCCAAACAUCCAAGUGUUUCGGUCAGUUGCGUCAUUUUCGACCCGUGGUCCUUAUCAGCUUAUCUUUGGGACCAUUUUGGGCCAUAAAUCCUCUUAACUCGUCAAAAAUAGUGAUUAUGAUUCAAUAUUUGUGCAUCGCAAUGCUCCAGAAGGCGCAAACGAAUGUUUACGUCUUCGGAGCCCGAAAAAGCGGAGAGCGCAGUGAAAAAUUGCCAAGAUAUCGGAUUACCGUGUUUCUACAGUGAUUUGUGCGGAGAGCUGUAAAAGUAGCGGCUUCUUCUCUGGCUCCGCCCACUUUUUAUGACCUAAACGACAACUUUGUUCCAUCAUUCACUAGACCCUACUAACCAUGUUCAUAUUGCUCUACAAAGCACCUAAAAGUAAGUGAUUUUGGGAAAAGGCUAAUAAAGUACUGUCACCCCUUUACACACACAUACACACGAAUGUUUACUUUUACACCCUGACGGUCCCUGACAGUCGUCCGCCACUCACCAAUUGAUUUUUUAGACGGUUUUGGACCAAUUUCCCUAUUUUGGACAAGUUGGUGAGUGCCUCAUUAUUUUUCACUUUCAAUCUAGAAUCUCACACUUCCUUCCCACGCGCAAUGAGAUUUCGCCAUCGGAAAAAAACUUGUCCCCCGUUGGAAUUCGUUCCUGGAGCACACAGGUGUACGACCUCGCUCUCACUUUUUUUUCGAUUUUCCCCUUCCCAUUCUUCCGCACACAUCGUCAUCGUUUAGUCCGCUCGCAGAAAUUGUGCCCAGAUGGUGAGAGUUUUCCCCCGUUUUUCUUUCCGAUUCCGCAAGUUUUCGCACUUUUUUCGCAUAUUUAGAGUGAAUCUUUAAAAAAUUGGCCUCAAACCUAACGAAUUUCGAUUCCCCACCUUCAUUCUCUGGAAAAUUGCUCGAUUCGCGCACAGAAAGGUGCUGAUGGUCAGCUUUUUCUCGCAAAAGUGAGGGGGGCAUAAUCUGUGUAUUUGACAAAUGAAUUACCCCCCGUCUGGUGCGUUUCGGGCUCGCUUCUCCGACAAUAUCAGAUCAGUCCUCUUCUGCUUUUUCUCUUUUUUCUUUGUUUUCGUUUCUCACUCGAAUCCUGUAGACACUAUGCUGCAAAAUAAGGACUACUUUGAACAUGUUUAUCGAUUCAACACUGUCUACUGUAUCUCCUUUAAUUUUUAAAAACAAUUUCCUCGUCAGAGCUUGUUCCUCACCUAUUUUCGCCCCCUAAUUCAUUGUGUUCCGCCCGAACAGCUUGUAACUUGUACCUCUUUUACUCCAACCAACAGCCGCCCGUCCGCUCGGAACUAUCGGUUCGUCCUUUGUCGGCUCGGCAACAGACGCGGGCGGACCUUGUAAAUCAACGCCGCUCCGAACUGUGUACAACUGGUGAGCAAAAAGAUGAUGAGAAUGAGAAUGAGUGGUCGUAUAAUAACAGCUGUUUUGCUGUGAACAAAUUGAUGGGCGCUCGUUAAACGUGUCGAGUUUUGAUAGUUUGGGACCAAAAUCUGGUUGGAAAGCACCAAUUUUGAGCAAUUUCCAAGAUUGCAGCGUAGUUGAGAGCGUUUUAACACUAUCUGUAGUUAUAAAGUCUUGUUUCCUGUAAAACUCGCACAUUUUGGACUUUGCACUAUUUUUGAGCUCAAACUCUAUUGUGAUUGAGGUAAAUCUCUUGAAAUGUGACACCUCCCUUUUAGAAAUUACCGCCAAGAACAUUAGCAUUCUCGCGGACACUCGUUCCAUUCAUUCAUUCUCUAUGCGGGUACGGCUGGAGGUGUCUUUUCUCGACCGUCCCUUCUUCUUCUUCUUCUUCUACUUCCCGCUGCGCUUGUUUGCUUUCUCUCUCUCUCUGGGAAGCAGUGUGUCCGAGAGGCGAUGGUCAAUCGGUAUGUGGUGUACUCGUUGGGAAUAUGGGCUUGACACUAUUUUGAUGAUUUUGGCCGUUUUCCUUUGCUAGAGACCCAUUUUGAACUUUUGAAUAUCUUUUUGUAACGAUGAAUGCUUCUAGAGCUCGAGAACCAUAUUACUUGGCCAGUUGGACAGAAAUUUGCUCGGAUUUCCAAAAAUUUUCCGAAAAAUCAAGUCUAGCGUCUAACUUUUCAGAUUGUUGAGCAAUUUAAAACUGUUUAUGCUCCGCCCACUUUGAAAGUAAAGUAAUGUGUCGGAAAUCCUAUGUGACACGCUUUUCCUCGUGUUCUUUUUCAUGUUCAAGUCGUUUUCCUCACACAAACACAUAAUUAUAGGCUAUAGAGAAGAACGCAUGUUUUCAGCCCAUGAUGAUCAUAAUGACACCAGUUGUGGUGGCUGAAUCCUUUGUUUUCUUCUUCUCUGAUUUUUACUCAUCAUAGCCCUUUUUUGCUGCGAAAGUUGUGUCAACACGUGUCGUACUUGACACUUGGAAUAUGUGUUGAGAUGACGUAAUGCACAAUCUCUGUCCGAGUUGACCUUUCCGGCGCUUUUCCGUACUGUACUCGUCGUCGUUGAGCCCCACAGAUGUUCGUUAUAUCCGAUUACACACCUCCCACAGGUGGGUGGUAGAAAGGGGGCGGAGUCACUUGAGGAGAUGACCUAAUGUACUUAUUACCCGCCGCCGGAUGGAAGGAAGGGGCAAGCACGUCGUUUGGCAGUUUGACACUCAAGUUUCAAUUGAGAGUACCUUUCUGAGUCGGUUUUUGAGUAACCAUAAGUCUUCUUCUGCUUUCUGUAUGUCAAUUUGUUUUGAGUAUGCUUUCAACUCAUUUGGCUAACACUUGCUGCAAUUAGCGCCUUCCAGUCCACGUUUUGAAGACUUAUUCUAUGUUACGAAGCUAUUCCGAAUGUUUUGCUCGAAAUUCGAAAACUAUCAAGCACCGCCUACUACUUUGAUCGCCCAACCUUUACGUACUCAUAGUUUUAUCCGAAUAUCCUCUCCCCACAUCUUUUUCUCACCUGACACCUUGUACCUACUCAAUUCUCGAUGUUGUCCCCCUUCUCGUCGAAAGUCAUGACACCUCGUCCAAUUAGCACCCCACAUUCUGUGUGUGCGUUCGCGAAAAUCCCAUUACACCUGCACAAACUACUUGUGAAUUUCUUCGGCGGUUUCCGGGUAAAUUUGCAAAAUUCUGCAUUUUCUUCGAUAAAUAUUGUUCAUUUCUGACCGGAUUUUUCCCCGCCUAAACCUUAAUUUUUGCAGAGCCCGCACCACCGCUUCCACAUCCAUCAGAGUGCGGGCAGCCGUGCGUUUCGGGACAAUCACAAAUGUUCCAGCACAGGACGACGAAUGCACAAGGACCGCCGCCGAAUCGGCCGAUGCCACGCCCGCCUGGACCGUCUUCUGGAGCGAUGACGUCAUCGUCGGGCGUGCAUCAGGAACACGACUACACGAACGAUUACGAGGAUCCGGAAGAGAUGGCCCGCUCGAGAGGAGGUAAAUGUGCGGGGAAAUCAUUAAUUUCCUUAACGGGUGGACACUAGAAAACUUGGGAAACUUGAAUCAUUUUAAAAUUUCCGAAAGCAAAAACAUGCCAUAUCAGCUAAUUUUCCAAUUAUAUUAUCAAUUUCCCACCCGAUGACUCACCGACCUCUACCAGUAUCAAAAGAAUGAGCGAUACCGGUACUCGCUCGUCGUAAAAGUAAAACAGUUCAAAAGGCGGGCACCGACAAUUGAUGGCAAAUAUUUCCCCUUUCUCGGCGCCCCGCUUUCCGCUUAUAAAGGGUGCGAGAAUCAAUGGAAAAAGACAAUAGAAAGGCGGCGAAUUAGUUGUUGGACGGGGAAGGGAGAGCGGGGAUGUUUUGUCCGAGUUUUUUGGCCAGGAGGCCCCAAAAUACUAUUUUCAGAUGGCUUCACCAAUCAUUUGCUCAUCAAAACGACGCCGCCGCCGAUGAACUUCAACUCGUACGAAAUGUCCAUGUCACAACAGGUAAUGCCCUCAUUUUCCCGUUUAAAAGUUCUAUUUUUCAAAUUGUUACAGCGUCGCUCACAACAACAUCAGCAACCGAUGGCUCCGCCGCUUUCCGACUGUUGGGGAUCCGGCGCGCACGACGGAGGCGUCUUGCACAAAAAUGCCGACGGAGCAUACUAUAUUCCCAGUGGAUCAUGUUAGUUUCGGGGGACUUGAUUGUUGUAGUCGAAGAGAAAUUGACUCAAAAUCCGGAAACCUUUGAUUGUUCCGUUACAAAUUAGUAUCUCUGCCCGGAAAGCGCUCUCAAAUAUCCCUCAAAUCGGUCCCCUUUCAUCUCCGACGUCCAUGCACUUCUCGGCUAUCACUCAUUCGCACAAAAAUGUUUAGAAAUUGGAGAGUCCUCCACGGUUGCGCAAUUGACUCAUAAAAAACAAUAUCCUUUUGCGCCGCCUUUCCGCUUCGAACAGUGAGCAAAUAUUGUACAGGACCAUCAUCUUGAGAAGGACUACCGUAUUGAUCUACUGGUACUGGUACAUCUGUCGGUCACCCCAAAAAAGACACAAUUCGGGCGGUGUUUACACUCCGGAUUGACCCUUAUGUGUCAAUGAUUGGCGGCAGGAAAGGCAGGGCUCUUUCCUUUUUUUGAUAAGGGGUUUUACAAUAUUUGAGAAAUUAGGGACUCAACUCUAGUGAACUAGAAAAUUGAUGCAGGAUCGAGUUUUAGACUAUAAGAUUAGGACUUUAAAGAUCAUGUUGUAAAAUUUCGAUGCGUCCAGACGCUAGGAAGUACCAAGAUAACCCUAAAAACGCAAAAGAUUCAGUGCGUUCGGGGGGAAUCGAACCCCCGUCGAAUGCUUGGAAGGCAUCCAUGCUGACCAUUACACCACGAACGCGCCACAUAUCUCUCUGCUUCUGAGUGAGUACACUAUUCCGAGGAAAAGACGGAAAAGAGAGAGACAUUUCACGUGAAACACUGGCGUCAACUAUGCGGGAGGUUUGUGUGUACGAGCGUGCGCCGAAAAUGUCUCGCGAGACGGGCGGUCUGCCGAAUGUGAGCGUUCGUGGUGUAAUGGUCAGCAUGGAUGCCUUCCAAGCAUUCGACGGGGGUUCGAUUCCCCCCGAACGCACUGAAACUUUUUCCUUUUUAGGGUUCUCCUGGUACUUCAGGCGAAUUUAGAGGCCGUAAGUAAUCUUGUUUUCAAGGCAAAAAACGUCGAGUAAGACAGUUGUGAACAUCAAAACCCAGUUGAACCCAAAAAUAGGUGGUCCCUUGCCUCAAUUUACCCGUUUUACCCUCCAUAAUCCUCUUGUAAGAGACUCUUUCAUUGGCCAUCCAGCUACUAAUUGCAAUUGUCCCAUUCUGUCUCGACGAACACGCGCCUUUUUUCCCGCCCGUGCAGUGCAACCUCCCGUUGGUGUAAUCCAUCCGACCACCUUAUAAUUAUCGCAUUUGUCCGUUCGUAUAGGGUCCACACGAUGGGUUUUGUGAUGAAACGUAGAAAAUUCGACCCCCACAGUCUCGAAAAAGUACAGAAAAACAUCAUUAAAGUUUGGGCGUCCAGUUCAAAACUUGAAUGGAAUCAGGGCUGGGCAAAUGGCCGGCCAUGGCCGGCCAUGGCUGGCCAAUGAAAAGCCCUGGCCGGGCUAGUUGCAAGCGCGCUCCACUGCAAAAAAGCCUUGGCCGGCCCUGGCCGGCCAAGGCCGGCCAAUGGUACGGUAAGCAAUUCGGUUCACUGAGCGGUGUUUGCACACAAAGCAUUUUAAAUAAAGAAAAAAACGUGUUUUCGAAAGGGUUUUCUUUUUUUUCUAAGUUUUUUCACUUCAUGAUCAAAUAUUUUCACAGAAAAAUGCUCUAUUCGAUGAAUUCGAUUCAUAACGUUGUUCCCAUACAUUUUUUUUCUUUCGUUUCGUUCUCAUGCAUCUCGUUCUCGUUAAUUCUGUCGUUUUCUUUUUAUUUUUUUCUCUUCACUUCUGCUAAUUUUUCGAAAUUUGUCAGCUUUCAUUUCAUCGAAAUUUAAUUCACUUACUUUCUUUUUCACCUUUUUUCUACUUUCAAGCAUGUCUUCUUCUCAUUUUAAAAUAAUUUCUUCGAUUUUUUCUUUAUUUAAAAUGCUUUGUGUGCAAACACCGCUCUGUGAACCGAAUUGCUUACCGUACCAUUGGCCGGCCUUGGCCGGCCAGGGCCGGCCAGGGCUUUUUUGCAGUGGAGCGCGCUUGCAACUAGCCCGGCCAAAGCCUUGGCCGACCGCUGGCCAGCCAAGGCCGGCCAAUGUUUUGCCCAGCCCUGAAUGGAAUGAAAUGCAAAUCGAAUAAAGUGUGAGGAGAAGAACCGAUGAAGGUGACAAAAAGAAGCGGAAUUUGCAUAGAUUGGCCCGAAAAAGUGACGGAGAAAUGGAUGGGAAAAUGGUCGGUGCUUCUAUAGUUCCGGUGAUUUCGAAGAAGGAGAUGGGAGGUCUGGAAGAAGGUGGAAUUCGAGGUCUCCAAAGCUUUUUGACGUUUUUUGGUGUUCGAGAACAGGUAUCCGAGCGGCUUGGGACAGGGGUGGUUUUGUCUCGUGAUACCAAAGGAAUUGUUGCAUGGAAUGGGGACCAUUUAUGUUUCCUGACUCAUGGUGCCCAGUGCAGCAUCUCCUCCCGUCUCGUGGUUCCCUUGGCCCGCGUCCCAACUGUUUGGAUACCUGGUUCCAGACGCUUCUAGAGUAAGAAAUUUCAGCCGUCCUGGUGCAUUUUGAGCGUUUUGAGCCAUCGAAACCUUGAAAACGAGCGUUUGACAUUCGGAUCUUUCCCUCCCAUGUCUCGUUAGCCAAAGGCCUAGGUGCACACUCGUUGGCGCGUUUUCUUCAAUUUCUGCUCAUUUUUCGGUGGUGUCGGUCGUGUUCUCAAGUGUUUCUCCCUUCUUCUUCUUCUUCUUUCCUCCUCCAUAGGUUCUCAUUACCCGGCCGCCUGCAACGUCGUCGUCGUCAAAAAGCAAAAGGCUUGCAUUUUGUUGUCCUUUUCCUUCCUCUCUUUUUCUCUUUCUCUCUCUCUCCGCCAAUUUCUCUCCAUUUCCCUCGCGGUGUGUUUCAUUGGCGAAAAGGGGCGGCGCUUCGGCCGGGAAUGUUGUUCUUCUCUAGUCGAGCCUGAAGUCGAGUCACGCCCACUUUUUUCCCGAAAGUUUUCUUCUCUCAUCUUGACACCUUAGCGAUGAAGUCACCUACGAACUAUUAUUAUUGAUACCUCAAAAAAUGGAGCCCGACGAAUCGCACUACGAUGAGCCCGUUUACUAUGCGUCGACGUCGUUGUACGGCGGACGGCGACAGUUUCGAAAUUCGAUGGUCUAUCGGGUCUUGCCGCCGCACUACGCCUAUUGUAGCACUCCGAUUGGACCGCCUCCGAUCAGAGAUGGGUCCGACGAUGAAAGUGAGCCCUUUUGGAGGGAAAUUCAGGCAAAUUCGAUAAAAACCGAGCAAUUUGGCUUAAAACAAUGGUCUAGCGUCUGUAACAGCUGGGAAUUUGGGUCAAACUAUCAAAAACUAGGUCAAACUGCAGAAAAUAAGUAUAAGACUGGUAAAAUGUCUUCAAGAAGACCUAUUUCACUUAAAAAUGUCCGAAUCCAAAUGUCAUCACUUAAAACAGCGGAAAAAUAUCAACUUUAACCUAUUUAUCCCUUUUUUCAGUGCGCACCACGUCUUCGACUCUUUCACCGGCUUCCGGACAACGCUACCUCGAUCAGUGAGUUUUUUUUUCCAGAUUUCCAUCGCAAAUUUCCAUUCCGAGAGUGAUUCUCAAGUGCAUUCUUCUCCCAUUUUACGAGAUUAAUUCUUGCCUCCUUUUCGCCCAUUUUUCUUCGAAAAACCCCCCAUUGUUUGGCUGGGAAAAGUAUAGAGAAUGCGACAAAAAAGGGGCGCGUAGGGACCCUGUUGGACCACGCGCGGGCGACCGGAACUUUGCGUCAAAGGACAGAACAUUUGGCAACACACACCGGAUAUGUCGGAAAGCACGGAUCAGUGGAGCAUUUCCGAGCAUUGGUGCACGCAAAUUUACAAAUUUCGACACACUUUGCACUGGGAUCGGCGAAUCUUGGGCUUGGAGCUUCAAGUUGAUUGAAUUUUUGAAAGUCUCGACAAAAAUCCUUCAGUUUAGUGCCAUGACUCGAAUUUGUUGAAACUUUGAGAAAUUCAACUGCUUUUCAGAUUUUCCGCAAUUUUCCCCAUUAGUACUGCAAAAAAUGCCACGAAAAACGGCUAUUUUCGUCGUCCUCCUCCAACUCUACGUUUCAUCAUUUCAAUUGGUCCGUGUGAGAAUUCCGAUGAAACACGCGUGGCGUCGGGAUGAAAUAUUGAUGAGCCCCCCGUGCCGGAUCUCUUCAUUUUGUGUUUGGAAGUCGGGAGGAAACGAAAAAGUGGGGGGAAAAGCAGUCCCUGGAUACACCUGGACACAUUUCAAAUGUGUUUGGAAUUUCUGAGUCGAAAGUAGCAUUUUAGAUGGGGCCACUCGAGAUUUUAUACGAAAAGGAUCCCUAGAAGAUUUCAUACAAUCGGAUUUUCCAAUUUCCUCAUGAACAUGAGCAUUGAAAGAUUCGGAUGAUAUUUGAUUGUUUUUCCGGUGCCUACCAUCUGUCUUUUUCGUCGUUGCGAGACCCAUCAGCAAAUAACAUCUUUGAGGAACACGUACUCGAAUGUAUGUAUUGAAUGCACGUAAACUCUUUGGAAUUAUUCAUUAUUUUGUGGCGCGUCGUCGUCGGCCGUUUUUACGGAAAGAUGAACAUUCCCCCCGACCACCAACUAAACGGGAUUGAAACUGCUCGAUUUUAGAGGUUCGCACUGGGGACAAUUAGGAAUGCACCUGUCUUUCUCUUCGAACGGGAGCCCAUUCGAGGUCGUGGGCUAUAAAAAGCGGCUGUGAAGGCAGUAAAUUUGUUCCGUUUCCGAUCUAAUUGGACAGGGAACACACGGAAAUGAGGGUAAUUGCGAGAUGGCACUUUUUUCUCGAUUUCCACGGGUUUCUAGGGGUUUAGAGGGUUUUUAAAAGCGAGUUUUCAGGGUAGAAGCAGUAGAUACAUUUUCCAGAUUUUCUAGGGUUUACUUCAACAUUUUUUUUUGCCAAAAACCUUGGAAACCUCGAAAUGUAUUGAAUUUUGAAUGUAGAAAUGAUGAAUUUCAGUUUGAGAUCAGUAGCAUCUAAUCGUAAGAUUUUCCGUCCAUAGGUGUCCCAAAGGACCGUUAUUAGUCGACUAUUGUCUGUCCUCACAACUAUUACUAUUACUUUUACUAGUACUACUUCUUUUCUAGUAGGUAGUUAACCUUCUAUUCUCUUUUCCCGCCUCCCAUUCGCUCAAAAGACGACGUCCGCGCGCGGGAGAAGAUUAAUUUUGUGUCAAAGUCUUCGUCGCCAUUCAGAUCCUCCUCUUGAAAAGUUGAGUUGUGUGUGGUGAGGAAAGUCGUGUAAAGUGUUCUAAUUGAAAUCCGUGUGCGCACACGGAGCGCGCUCAAUUAGCGUCAUUUCGAAAAGAGGUUCCCAAGAAGAAGGAGGAGGCGAGAGAAAAUCAUAACAUUUGUGUGCGUGUGUGUGUGUAUACAUGCUCACGGAGCAAGAAGGCGUCAAAGCGUAUGUAAUUAUUCUAAUGCGCUCCUGAGAGGCAGAGCAAAUGGAAAAGAACGAACUCCGGGGAGGGAAUGUUGGAAAAAAGUGAGUAGUUGAAAGUUUUUGGUGAUGGGGUAACUGGAAUUUCACAAAUCGAAGCACAAAUGGGCAAAUGAGAGUUUGGAAGACUGUGCCCAACAUACGAACUUGAUAGAAUCGCUAUAGGCUUGGUGACGUGGCAAAAUGGUAUUUGCUAGUGAAAUCUCAACAUUUUUACUACACUUUUACAUACUUUGAAGCAAAACUGAUAGAAUCUUGGUUGUCGACUAAAUAUCUGCAAAAAGAGGGACUUUGAACCUUUCCCAUGACAAUUUCUCAGUUUUUCGAUAUCCAGAGUACAAGAGCUCUUAUUCCUGCUCAUUUGUCACUGGGAUGAACCUAAUUGUUUCCCCUUUUCGGCGCUUCUUCUUCUUAUUCUCUUUCUUCUUCUUCUGGAGACCUUUCGAUGGGGGGCUAAAGUGUCAAAAAAGACGGCUAACGAGGAAGGGGAAGCAGUGCGAGCGAAAGAUGCAACAUUUGUCCGAUUCAAUAGUAGUACACAAAAGUUUCACUCUUUUUUCCCGUCCGAGCACUUUUUUUCACAUCUUCUGGGAGGUCUUUCCGUAUUCUUAUGAACUUUUGGGGAGUGAAAUGAAAUUAGGAAAUGAGGCUUCUUCCACUUUUGCGCCAAAUUGCCGCCGCUCAUAAACUUUUAUUACACACCCUUCCGUCCUUCUUCUUUCGCCCAACUGGUGGUAAAAGAAGGAGCACACACACACACACACACACACACACGAAUACGACAGAAGGGUACGCAAAUUGGAGCCAUUCCAUCUACGUCCGUCCCCACUGCCCCCCGAAGAAGCCCUUCGGUCGGUCAUCUCGCUUUUUGAGCUUUUAGUCGUUUUUUUCGUCAAUCUUGAGCUUUCCUUUUAUGUACAGUAUAGAACGGACCUUGAUAAUGGGAAAAUUUCUCAAUUUUUCGGAUCGGAAGCCGGUGUGAUAGUCAAAACCGGAAUUUUUGUUAUCCUUACAGAGUUUCUGUCACUUUCCCCUCCGAAUCUCCCGACUUCGUCAUCCUUUCGAGUAUUGUGUGUAUGUGUGUGUGUUCAUAAGUGUGAAUCUGAUGAAUUAGUCAAAUUUGUGUAUGUUAGGGAGGGGGUACAUCUUUUCCUUUUCAAUUUGACAAGAGGUACUUGACUCUGCGGGGCGGGAUUCUCUUGCGAAAAGAGCAACAACGGAAGGAAGAGGAAUCUCGAGGUGUCCUCUUUUUUUUGUUGUUGGAUCAUCAUCAUUAUUAUGGACACCACCAGCACAUAUUGUUACGCAAUGAGCACCCGAUGUAACAGGAGGUGGUGGAGUACAAUGAGAAUGAGAAAAAGAUAUUGCAACUAAUUAGAUGCGCUUUUUUUGGGGUUGAAGAUUUGAUAGACUUUCUAGCAAGAAACUGUUGAAGAUCCUUGUUAGAAGUGCUAAAAAUGUUCAACUAUUGUGACAUUUGAUACCUGGUAACCAAACGAAUUGGGUGGCAAAAGUCUGGUGUCGUCCGUCUGUCGUCAUACGGUCUCGUAGAUUAUUCUGAUUGUCUGAUGAUGUCAUCAGGCAUCGGUCAGUCACCUUCAUUGUUAUGGUAGGCACCAAAGAUGGUUAUCCGGUUGGUGGUCGCAUUCCACGUGGAUGAUUUUGGAAGAUUUGAUCUCUGUGCGAGAUCUGAUCGGAACUAACGGAUUUUCGAACUCAAAACAUUCAUAGACACGUUAAAAUUUGGCUCGCGAACCUUCUGGAAGCCUGUUUUUGUGUUUUCCCCUCAAAUUCUUGACUAGGAUGAUCUAGUACAGUUCUCACUGUAAAAAUCUGGAAUCUUAUAAAAACCUGCUUUCCAAGCUUCAGAGCCCAAUUUUGGUUCCAAAUUGGAUAGGGGAAGUGCCCAUUGCAUAACUAAUCUCUAAUCUCUAUCCCAUUGCAUUCUGGUCUCGUGCACAGCACAAACAGACGAGCGAACGUCCGUCCGUCCGUUGUUAGUACCACCCCCCCCCCCGUCCACGCAUUCUGGAGAGAGCAUAAUGCGAUCAUCUUAUGGACUGCUCCAACGCCCCCAAUUUCCAUAUCUCUCGCUUCCUUUUCCUUUCUCUUUUUGAGCGAAUAUCGUAGUGAGGAUUCAAACUUUUUGAGGGUUUCACCUAGAACUCCUGACGAAAAAUCAUUAUACUUGACAUUUUCCAGUGAAAUUGCUCAAUUUCGAUUUUGCAGACCACACCACACGUCAGGAGCGCCGAACACCACGUAUUCGGAUGCGUCGACGACUCUGCUAAAGUACCCGCUCGGCGUCGGAACCCAACAGAAUCGGAGGCGACAGCAGCAAGUGGGCACGAUGAACAAUGGCUGCGAGGCGGGCGGUCCGAUGAUGAUCGGCGCCGCGCAGAAGAAGAAGAAGAAGUUCGACGACGGAGAGCACUCGCGGUGGCCUUCAAAAUGGAACCUCCUGCUCGCCGCCGCCCUUCUGGCCGCUCUUUUCGUCAUUUGCAUCUUGCUUUGUCAGUGUUUAUCUUCUGUCUUUUGCUAACAAUAUUCCCGUUUUCAGUCCGUGCCCCCAACUACGUGUACACCCAACCGGCGCCCUCUUCGGAUGCCACGUCAUCUGCGGCAGCUGCCCACGCGGCCAGUCGCUAUCAGGACCUCGGUCUGAGGGCUCUGCCGCCGGCGAUCAGUCUCGGAGAACGUGUCGACGUCGAAUUCUUUCCCAAAUCGAUGGCCACGACGUAGGUUUUCAUGAAUUCAUUGAGUAUUUUGACUUUAACGUGAAAAAAUGCUUCUGGUGGUCUAGUAUAGGUCUUACUAUUAGACAACUCAAUGGAGCUAAAAUGCUCAUCAAGUAUCGAAUUUUAACCGGAGCAAAGUUUUACCUGAGAUUCUCUGAAAAUCGCCCAUUCGCCCCUUUACUUCUAAUAAUUUCAGCGAGCUCACCAUCACGAAACCGUCGCGGAUCACAUUCAACGCAACGGUCGGCUCGGGAGCCCAACUGGUGCUGCUGAUGAGUGCGGGCGUCCAUCCGAGUCUCUCCCUCCACGACGCGCUCUUCUCGAUCCGUGCGGACCGUCUCGGCUCGUCCCGCGGACCGACGCACAUUGUCGAGGAACUCGGCGGAAGAAGCCGUCGGAGCACCGCAUCCCGCAACCGAAACAUUGAGAUAUUGUCGCCGAGGAGUGCGACGUUCGAACAGUUCAUGCUCGAAGGACGUCACUAUCUCACGUUCAUCAACGAGCGCAGCCGCGUCGAACCGAUCUCGUUCGUCGCCGAAGAGUUGCCGAAGCCGACGAAUGCGCCGAAGUCAUCGUCGAAAGAGCACCCACUGGCCGGAGUGCUCACGUGCGAAGCCAACUGCAAUCAGCGCGGCGAGUGCGUACACGGAAAGUGCCGAUGCGCGCCCGGAUUCACGGGCGGCGCGUGCGAGGAGGCGGUGUGUCCGGUCGUGUGCUCCGGCAACGGAGUCUUCUCGGGCGGCGCGUGCGUCUGCAAAUCGGGCUUCAAGGGCAAAGAGUGCGAGAUGCGUGCGAAUUGGUGCGAGGUGGCCGACUGUAAUGGACGUGGCCGCUGCGACAACAACGACGGACGGUGCCGAUGCAACGCGGGAUGGACGGGCGAGGCUUGCGAACUUCGCGCCUGUCCCCAUGCCACGUGUCACGAUCGUGGAGUCUGUGUCAACGGAACGUGCUAUUGUGUGGACGGAUGGCGCGGAGCGGAUUGUUCCGUGUUCGCCGACGUGCUCGUUCCAAUCGCCCCGACACCGGCGGCUCAGGCGCCACCUCGAAGAGUUGCUAUCCAGGAGGCGGAAUCCAAAACCGCCAAGAAAAAAGGACCGACCAGCCCGGAAAAGAAGAAGGAAAGUCGAGAGAUCGCCCCGAAACCCACGAAAAGCAGUGCGGAGGAGCCGAUCGCGUGCUCCGCCAACGGACAACUAAUCGACGAGAUCUGCCAGUGCGCGGAGGGAUACACAUCGACGGACUGCUCGAAACGGACGUGCGAGUGCCGCAACGGAGAUUGUCUCGACGACGGAACGUGCGCGUGCUGGAGAGGAUGGCGAGGAGCGGAUUGUGGCGGCAGGAAGUGUGCGAUCGGAUGUGAGGAGCACGGAAAGUGUCUGGCCAACGGGAGCUGCCAAUGUUCGGCCGGAUGGAACGGAGACAACUGUUAUCAGGGUAAGAAAUGUGGUUUGAAGGAAACUUUUUUGUUGGGAAACUAAUGAUGAUUUUGUCAACUUUUAUGCCAAAAAAAUGAGAACGAACGAAAAUAACAAACGCUAAGUUUCAGAUGGCUGCCCGAACCAGUGUUCCUCAAAAGGCGAGUGCGUGAUGGACCGUCGAACAUCGGAAUGGUCGUGUCGUUGUCAGGCCGGCUCCACAGGGCCCGACUGCUCGGUUCCCCUCGAAAUGCACUGCGACGACGGGCUCGACAACGACUCGGACGGUCUCGUCGACUGCGACGACCCGGAGUGUUGCUCGGCGUCCGCGUGCUCCUCCGAAUCGGUGUGCUCGACGGCGGCGACACCGACGGAAGUGCUGAUGCGAAUGCCGCCCACGUUCAACGCCAACUUCGCACAACGCGUACAGUUUUUGAUAAUGGAGAAGUCGGUGCAGAGUUACACGGACGCGAGCCAGUUCAACGAGUCGCUGACGGCGGUGAUUCGCGGAAGAGUCGUUUGGAGUGGAAGCAGCGGCAGUGGAUCCGAAGAGAUUGGAGCCGGAAAACGAAGUACAGUGCCGCUGAUAGGCGUGAGGGUCUCCGACGCCGCCCAUCCCCUCUACGGAUUCACGCUGACACGUGGCGACGGAUACUUUGACCUGGUUGUGAACGGAGCCCGAUCGGUGAACCUUCAGUUCCUGCGAACGCAAUUCCAGGCGGUCAAGAAGAGCGUCUAUGUGCCGCCCGGACAAAUUGUGCACAUUGACGACGUCCUCCUCCACCGGCACUCGGGAGCUGCCGCCAGUCCGCAAAUCUCUGCCCCACCGGCCAGAGCCAAGUGCUCGCCGACGCUUCGGAGACUUCCUGAAGUGGUCCUGAUCUCGAAUUGGCAGUACACGUCGGACGGCGUCGAACCGGAGACCCGCGACACUUCGCGGCUGGUCGUCGACUCGCGCACCAUCGUCGAAUCCUUGCCGAUCCAUGGGACCGAUCUCCGGCUUGCCUACGACUCGGCGCGAUCGCCGGCAGCACCCUCCACAAUGCUCAUUGGUCUUCUGGACGAUCGUGUCGACAAGGACCUUCGGAAGAUCCACGUCACGAUCCGGAUCGCUGGCAGACGCUUCGACGCGACGCUGGCGCCUCGUGUCAACCUGACGCACGUCUUCGCAUGGGACAAGAUGAACGCGUACCGGCAGAGCGAGUCGGGACUCGUUCCGGUGACGGUCCUGGUCGGCUACGAGUACCAGGGAUGCGAGCGGAGCAGCGAGAGGGUUUGGCAGACGCGGAGGACGCAGAUGAUGGGCGCGACGGCGCGCAAGAUGCUGGGAGCGAUGUGGACGAUGGACGUGCAUCAUCAUCUGGAUAUUGUCAACAAUAUUGUCGAGAUGGGCGACGGCGGCUACCGGCUCAUCUCGCAAUCCGAGCCACGUGUCACCACUCUGGCGGGCCUCGACGCGACGAAACGGGACGUCGAGUGUGCACCGGAGAACUGCGACGGACGCCUCGACACGAUUCCUCUUUUCCGUCCGACUACAGUAACCUACGCGCAGGACGGCUCGCUGAUCAUUGGGGACCACAAUCUGAUCCGACGCAUCUCGCCCGACGGCACGAUCAACACGAUCCUGACGCUCGGUCUCGCCGACACCUCGCACGCCUACUACAUUGCGGUCUCGCCGUUUGAUGGGACCGUCGCCAUCUCGCUGCCACUUCACAAGCAGGUCUGGAAGAUUACGAGCAUGGAACCGCAGGAUGCGCGCAACAAUUACGACGUGAUCGCCGGCGACGGGACCGUGUGUGCGUCGGCCGUGGACUCGUGUGGAGAUGGGGCGCUCGCGCAGAAUGCUCAACUGAUUUAUCCGAAGGGAAUCGCGUUCGAUCGAGUUGGAAACCUUUAUUGUAAGUGCGACUUUUCAAAUGUUGUUGGGGACCAUAGCCGCCGAGAUCCAGUCAAGAAGCUUGGCGGUUAUGGUCCGCAAUAGUUAAAAGUGAUAGUAGAGUAGAAUUCAAAUUUCCGUUUUUCAGUGGCCGACAGUCGUCGAAUCCGCGUGAUCGACACCACGGGACACAUUCGUUCGAUCGGCGAAACCACUCCCGAUCAGCAUCCGAUCCGCACGUGCGCGCAGAUCACGAAACUCGUGGACCUUCAGAUGGAGUGGCCGACCUCGCUCACUAUCGAUCCGAUCACUGGCGCUGUGCUCGUGCUCGACACGAACGUCGUCUACGAGAUUGACGUCGAGAACGACGUCGUGACGAUUGUGCUCGGCGCUCCGACGACCUGUGACGUGGCAUCUACUUCGAAUUCGACGGCGUCUUCUGGAACUUCGAUCGAUCACCGACGUCAUCUGAUUCAGAACGCGCGCGACAUUAGCGUGGGCGUCGAUGGAGCCGUCUACGUGGUCGAAUCGGACGGUCGACGCGUCAACCAGAUCCGCAAACUGAGUCCCGAUCGCUCGACGUUCUCGAUUCUGACCGGAGGCAAGAGCCCAUGCUCGUGUGACGUGGCGGCUUGUGGAUGUGACGACGCCGUCUCGCUGCGCGACGUGGCCGCCUCGCACGCACAUCUGAACUCUCCGCACGCCGUCUGCGUUGCCCCAUCCGGCGACGUCAUCAUCGCCGACUCCGGAAAUGCGAAGAUCAAGCGGGUGGCGGCGCGGCUGGCGAAGUACGAUGGACGCACGCGCACCUACGAAGUGCUCGACGCAGAACGGCAGGAGAAGUACGCGUUCAACCGACAUGGACAGCACACGUCGACCGUAUCCCUCAUCACCUCGCGAAUCGUCUUCAACUUUACCUACCAAGUCGACUCGCCGAUCGCUCUGCUCUCGGAAAUCCGCGCCGCUUCGGGAGUGACACUUCGGAUGAACAAGCGCAACGAUUCGGUGCUGGAUCUGGAGACGUCGAACGGAGAAAUCACGACGCUGCUCAUGUCGAACUACGACGGAACGCUGGAGCAAGUGGCCCGGAAGGCGGAGAAUCUGCCCUCGAAGGACGCGAUCCGACUGGCCUACACUCCGAAGGGACUGCUGUCCUCGAGGAUCGACGUGGCGACGGCUGUCGGAUUCGAAUAUGACGAAUACGGACGGGCGGUCGGAUUGAGAAGGGAUCGAGAGCACUGGAAGCUCGGAGAGGAGACGAUCUCAAUGGGUCGAGUGAACACGGAAGUGCUCCUGAACGGCCGUCGCUUCCAACAAGUCCGUCUCGGCGAGGGCGAUCUGGCGGUUCAAGAUGCGAACGGAGGGACCGUCCGACUGAUCUCCCUGCUGCGAAACGAGGGCUACUCGCUCACCUCCCCGCUCGGCACCUCUUCCCUCUUCGACAAGAGCUCCACGAUUCCGGACGGAGGCGGCGAGCCGGUGAUCUCGCGACGAAGAACGACGGUCCCAGGCAUUCAAAGUCCGCUGCGGAGGGCCUUGACGACCAGGUGGGACUGGCGCCAUGUGGCAAGACGUGGAGAGCCGACGGACGGACGACGACGAGUGGCGGAGGUCCGGUUUAGACCGAGGGUUCGUCGAGAUGAGAAUACGAGUUCGAUAUUUGUAACAGUGUGUGAUUUCUGGUUAACAACAGUGUGAUUCCAACUGAUUUUGAGGAGGACGAGCUACCGGAAUCCUUUCUCUAACUUUCACACACACACACACCCAUUUAAUCUAGUUUUAGUGCAGUGAACUCAUCUUCUCUCACCGACUAAACCCUCGAUGAUUUUUCUCUUUUUCUCAACAAUUUCUCUAACUUUGUGCAUGUUCAGAUCAACGGAGUGAACAUGUUCUCGAUGGAGUACGACGUCGGAUCCAAUUCGGACACAUUGCGGAUCGGCUCGACGACCGACGACGCGCAGGCCCUGCUCCACAUCGACUACACGCCGUCGGGAAGAAUCCGUCGGAUUUCGGCGCCAGAAGAUUCGCCGAUGGCCGAGAUGAAUGUGACGUUUGACGCGGCGGGACGGAAGACCGAUGUUACGUGGGGAUCCUGGAGGCACCGGUUCACUUAUGACGUGGCGAAUCGGCUCGUCGAGCACGCCGUCGACGGAGCACGCGUUCCCGUCAAAAUGAGCUACGGUGGAGCAUCGAGGCCCAAUGAAAUUGCGAUCGAUGGCGCGAAAUGGACGGUGCACUACGACAACUAUGACCGAGUGAAGGAAGUGAUCAGUCCGAGCCAGGAGACGACCGCCUUCUCCUCGAUCUCGCUCGGCGGCGACGAGUGGGUCCUGAAGCGGCGGACGACUCUGAAUUCGAAGCCGUCGCUCGUCAGAAUCGACAGAAACGGACGGAUUUUGGAGGCCACGACCCCGGAUGACAUGCACCAUUGGCUCGAGCGAAGGGACCAGUUCGGCAGGAUCACAGAGGUGCUCAACGACGAGCAGGUUACGGUGGUGACGUGCUGGAGCCCCGAAGGCGAGCCGCUCUGCUCGAGAAGCGCGGGAAUUCAGGAGAACACGACGAUGCAGGGACACCUGAUCGCACGGAAGACGGUCAGUCUCUCAACGGAUGCUUCUGGAGCCACGACGACCUCCACGUUCACCUAUGAGUACGACGAUCUGUUGCGGGUCACCACCAUCCAGCCGUCGAUCGAGCAAUCGAUAUUGGAGCCGGUGCAGUUGAGCUACGACGAGCGGCGCGGUCACGUGGCUUCUGUCAAUGGAUUCACGUGGGACCGCGAUGGAUCGACGGCGCGCUGCCAGGGACACGGAAUGAUGUACGAGGUGUCGAAGGCCGACGAGCAUCGGCAGGUCGUCCAGCGGAAAGUUCACUUUGGAGACGCCCGUGCCAGUGUCCGCAUCACCCGCGACAAGGCGGGAAGAGCGGCGGAGACGGUGCUCGAGGUGACGACGCCGUCGGGAGUGCAGAAGAUUCGGAAGACGUCGAUGACUUUCGACGCGGCCGGACGCAUCGCCAGCGUCGAGGAGACGGACCGCGAGCCGACGCGCAUUCUCUGGAACUCGGAUGGUCGCGUCGAGAAGAUCAACGAUCGGCUGGUCGAGUGGAAUCGCGGCGGCGCCGUCAAAUCGUUCUUGGAUCAGCCGUACCACGUGGAUUCGAUCGGAUGGGUGCUGCGGCGGGGCAACGAGUCGCAGUUUCGGUACGACGGAAAAGGAAGACUCGUCACCGCGACCGUACUCGAUUCGGGCGCCAAGAUCCACGUGACGUACGACCUCGAGGACCGGGUGGUACGCAUUCAGAAGCCCCAGGAGACGAUCAACUUUUAUUAUGGAUACGUGGAAGCGCCCCGACUGGUGUCGCACUUUUCGAAGAACGGAAAGAUCUCCACAAUCUUCUAUGACGACGAUCGGAAUCCGUUUGCGAUGCAAACGGAAGACGGAACCCGAGUCGGCCUCCUUUCCGACGAAUCCAGAACGAUUCGCGCGAUCAUCGGAGACUCGAACGUGCUGCAAAUCAUUGACAGAUCCGUGUUCGGAGCUCAAUCAUCCCCAGUCCAUGAUUUCCCGAUCGGAUACCUCGGAGGCAUCGAAAUCGCCGAAAUCGCGGUGUCAAUUCUCGAUAACGGACGUCCGCUGGACCUGCAAACCGGACGAUAUCUGUCUGUUUCGCCGCAAGCCGUCGUCCGUCUCGAUUUCACCGAUUCUUUCGACAAUUCGAUCGAUUUGAUGGCGUUGGAACAGCAGCGGCAGCCGUUCAGGGUCCAGAACAUUCCAGAAGGUACUAAACUCUAGCAGCUACUUAACUUUUUGUUCGACAAAAAACAGAAAUCUGUAGAGAAAUCCAAAUAUUUGUUAUUUUCAGACUUUGCCACAUGGUUCUCGCUGUCCGGCCUCUCUGCGAACCUUCUGCCGACCGCGCAUCUCGGUCUUCCACGUGCCGGUCCCAUCGCCCAUCGUCUCCUCUCUUCGUUCCCCCGCAAACUACGCCCUCUCUCGCACCUGACUACCGUACUCCCGACCCGUCUCGCUUCCACGUCUUCUUCUUCUUCUCCGAUCACUUUCUGGUCGAUCGACGACGUCGGCUUCUCGAAUCUUUUGAUAUUGUCGGAGAACGGCGAGAAGCAGGUGUCGGUGGAGGCGCUGCCCGAUUUGAGACCCGAAGAGUUGGAAGUGAUCGGGAAACUGUUCGACGGCGUCAAAUCCCUUGAUUUUGCCACGUGGGGACUCGUGCCGACGCGACAUUUAUGGCGGGCGCCCAACUCGAAAUUGGAGCUAAGCUCCGCCUCGUUUCCCCACUUUACAAUGGUCGUCAACAAGGAGAAUGUCGAGUUGCGCAACGGAAAAUCCAAAAUUGUCGUGCAUUUCGCUGAGAAAAAGGUGUGUAGUGGUUAAAAUAAGAUUAAAAAGUAUUGAAAUAUUUGCAGGCCGACAUUGUGAAACGAAUCGCCGACGAUCUGAAGUCGAGAGAACGGAUAGCCGUGUGGAGAGCCGAGCGGAAGCGUGUCGAGAACGGAGAGAAGACGUGGCGCCAGUGGACCGACAGAGAAUUGAGGUAAUUGACUGGAGAAGUCUGGAAAUUGAGGGUUCUCACGAAGUUUUCCUUUUAAAAAAUCCGAUAAAUCCCCCCAAAAUCAUCAAAUGUUUGCAGAGAACUGACGUCGAAAGGCACCGUCUCCGGAUACGACAUCGAAAUGCGUGCGGCCCAUCAGUCGGCCCUUCUGGCCAGUGUUCAUUCGUGGAAAUUCCGCAAAGCCGGAUAG